AAGUUUCACCUGUAUAUAUAUAUAUAUAUAUAUAUAUAUAUAAUCACUAACACACUGACCUGUUUUCAGCAGAGGUGAGCUUAUGUUGAUGAUAUAAAAAGCCUUUUAUUUUUAAGUUUAGUUUGAUUUUAAAUAAUGAUAAUGAUCUUCUGAAAUCUCUCAGGACUUUAUGCUAUAGUGUAAAUGUACAACAUAUUAAGAAACAACAUUUUUGCACAUUUAGCUGUGUUUGAUCAUUUGUUUACUUUUUUUUUACAUUCCAGAUUGUGUGUUUAUUAGUUAAUUCUAUAGACAUUAUUUCUGUAUGUUUCUAUAGGCUAUUGUGUACAGUAAAUCAAAUAAUGUAUUUGUUUUGUACAUUCUUUGUGCCAUAAUUCGACACAGAUCAUGCUAAAUUCAUACUACUAAAGUACAUAAAUCCCUUGCUAAUACAAUAUUUUUAAGGAAUGCAUAUUCUUGGUUGACUUCUCUACCUAUGUCAUGUUUCACUUCAACUCUGGGAACAUUUAAGAGGUGUAUGUACAUGUGCAUGAAUAUCUCAGCAAUUCACAUAUACAAAUGCACUGUUCUGCAAAACCAAGUUUGUGUUUAAUGUCCAGAGAAUCAACAAUCUUGUUAACAAUGUUAAUGUCUGGGAAUAAAGCUCAAUUACUUUCAUGUCAGCUUUAAGUAACCAGUUGCCUUUUUGUUAUUGCUUCAUAUAUAAAGACUUUUUGACUGUUACACAGAAACUUAAACAUGUUCUUUGUUAUUUCACACAAAAGGGAAAACACUGGGGAGCAAAAAUAAAUAAAUAAAUAUAUAUAUAUAUAUAUAUAUUUGGAGAUAUAUUGAAAAGACCAGCAUAGCUGAUCAAAAGCCAAUGUUGUGUUAUGGUUGCUGGUAACCAAUAAGUCAAUUAGCUUCAUCAGUGCUGGUCCACUGCUAUACCAAAACCAAAACAACACUAACCAGCAUACUUUGCCCUGCUGGAUUUACUAAUGGGGAGAACUUAACCCUGGAACAGGUGAUGUGUCUUUAAACACCAGGCUGUCACCAUAAAAGUGUUCAAACUUCACUAUCAGCACUUUAAACCCUCCCUUGUAUGAGUCUUACUCUCAAAUCAGAGCUGUCCACUAGAGCCUUCAUUUAAGUGCUGUAAUCACUCAAGUUCUUUAAGAGAAGUGCAUCUGGAUUGGAGAUUUCUUCGUUGCCAUGGAAAUUAUUCAUCAAUUUCCAGUUUUUCAGAUCUUCGUACCUAUUGUAACGUGUGCUGUUUUGGCAAUCUGCUGUGCUAGUUUCUUUAAAUUGUUCCAGCGGGCCCGUAAAGAGCGUUCGGAGCGUCUAGCAGCUCAGGCUCAAGCCCUGGAACAAGUGCCUGUCUAUGUCAUUCCAAUGUCUCUGUCUGAAGAUGACCUGCACAGACCACCACGAUACAGCACAGUACAAUUCAACGAUCCACCUCCUGCAUAUAACGAGCUGAAGCCUGAGGCCCUUCCACUGGAACCUCCUCCUGCAUACUCAGAGUCUGUCUCUCCUCCACCAGCACAUUUAUAACCACACCAACUGUGUCUCCUGAUAUACAAGACUGUCACAAGCACUUGGAUUCAUGAGAGUGGAUAUGUGAAAAACCCUCCAGAAAAUGAGGAAACUCAACAUUUUCCAAGACUUCUCCAAGGACUCAUGCUACCUGUGCAAAUGUUUUAAUUAUGAUAAAGUCAAUGUUUUACAGUGUGAUUCAGAUGGGAUUCUGUGCUGGUCCUACAGAGACAUAGAGGUGGAAUAUUUUGUACAGUGAGCAGCAGGAACUUGGUGAAAAGAUUUAAAGUAUAUUUUAUAUCUUCUGUUUUGUGAAUACUUGUAUAUUUGUACAUGUUCUAUAUUUUGCUGACUUUUUAAGUGUAUGAAUUGUGAAUUGUGUUAAUUUAUAAUGGUAAAUAUAAAGCUAAAUAGUUGACUUAUGUGAAAAUGAGCUGAAAUCUUUAUGUAUGGAACAAAUACUAAAAUAAAAUUGUU
Xyrauchen texanus (razorback sucker) is the source of this 1995-nucleotide messenger RNA. RefSeq lists its product as uncharacterized. Bases 1195 to 1536 code for a protein of 113 amino acids. NCBI's taxonomy places the organism in Eukaryota, Metazoa, Chordata, Actinopteri, Cypriniformes, Catostomidae. The transcript has 4 exons. The record is from RefSeq and is a predicted model, not a curated record.